GACCCCACUCUGUUGUGGAUAUAAAUCUAGGUAAUAUGAGGUACUUCUGAGGCAAGGGAUCUAGGAUUUUUAGCUAGAGAAUUUUGGAAUAAAGACACUUGUGAGUCCAGAUUGUAGUAACAUAGGAAGAAGAAAGUGACCAUGGCGAAGCUGCUGUUGUAUUUCCUGCUCUUAACCAGUCUUUCUGAUGUGUUUGGCGGGACAGACAUGUCUAAGAAGACUUUUGUGUUUCCUAAAGAGACGGAUAACUCCUAUGUGUCUCUGAAAGCACAGUUGAAGAAGCCACUGAGUGCCUUCACUGUGUGCCUCCAUAUCUACACUGAACUGUUUAUGACGCGUGGAUACAGCAUUUUCUCUUAUGCCACCGAGAAAGAAGCUAAUGAGAUCCUCAUAUUUUGGUCUAAAGAUAGAGGAUAUAUUCUUGGAGUGGGUGGGAUUGAAAUGCCUUUCAAGGCUCCUGAAAUUCCCAGUGCUCCAGUACACAUUUGUACCAGCUGGGAGUCUGUCUCAGGGAUCAUAGAGCUGUGGGUAGAUGGGAAAGCCCAGGUGAGGAAGAGUCUGCAGAAAGGGUACUUUGUGGGUACAGAGGCAAUGAUUAUCCUUGGGCAGGAUCAGGAUUCAUUUGGUGGGAGUUUUGAUGCAAACCAGUCUUUCGUGGGAGACAUUGGAGAUGUGAACAUGUGGGACUUUGUUCUGUCACCUAAGGAGAUUGACAUGGUGUAUUCCGGUGGGACCUUCAGUCCUAAUGUGCUGAGCUGGCGAUCGCUGACAUAUGAGACACACGGUGAAGUCUUCAUCAAGCCCCAGCUGUGGCCCUGAGGUCCUUCUGUGGAUCCUCAGGUGCCUCCUGCAGAUUAUACCUCCUCUGGCUAUACCUCUAGAUCUCUGGCUAUGGACUUUCUCCCUAUACACCUUGCAGGUUUACUUUACAAUUGGAAUCAUAUACCAUCCUCAGCUGCACACAAUGGGGUUUAUGUGUCUGGUUUGGGACCUUGUGAACUAUGUUGAAAUGUUUUGCUAAUAUAUUUAAUUUUUUAAUUAAAAGGAUUUUAGAGAUAACUUCUCAGCCUCAUAUAAAAGAGAACUGGCAUUCAGACUAAAGGAAAAUUUUUAAAAUUUGCAAAGCAAGUACAUCACUGAGAUGGG
Molecule: messenger RNA, 1146 nt
Organism: Cavia porcellus (domestic guinea pig)
Lineage: Eukaryota; Metazoa; Chordata; Mammalia; Rodentia; Caviidae
Gene: Crp
Product: C-reactive protein
Exons: 2
Coding region: 142-819 (225 amino acids)
Biological process (GO): innate immune response
Molecular function (GO): complement component C1q complex binding; low-density lipoprotein particle binding
Source: RefSeq, a predicted model, not a curated record